This is a messenger RNA of Cercospora beticola, 1210 nucleotides long. RefSeq lists its product as uncharacterized. NCBI's taxonomy places the organism in Eukaryota, Fungi, Ascomycota, Dothideomycetes, Mycosphaerellales, Mycosphaerellaceae. Gene Ontology annotation, biological process: endoplasmic reticulum to Golgi vesicle-mediated transport; vesicle fusion with Golgi apparatus. Gene Ontology annotation, cellular component: trans-Golgi network; membrane. The record is from RefSeq and is a predicted model, not a curated record.
ACAACUUGAACAGACAACAGCUUGCUCCCGCAUAUCGACCACCACAAACGUGUGCUACAACCGACCUGCAAAGUAACGAAGCCGUACCUCCUCACGUCCCUCCGAAUACUGAAACCGCCAAAAACUACUGCAAAAAUGGCCAACUACGGCUACCAACCCCCACCCACAUCUCAAAACCUCAACUUCUACCAAUCCAGCUACAGCAAUCAGCCUCCCGUGUCAGGUCAAUCAACACCAUUCCAGGCUUAUGGAGCCUCAGGAGCGCAACCAUCGGGCUAUGGGGCUUCACCUAAUUAUGGCUUUGGCGCCUUCCCUGCUCAGCCAGGCGCAAGUGGGCAAAUGGGCACAGGACAAGGAGGGCUGAGGACAGGAUGGUUAGCAGCUUUUGGAACAGAAGGGUAUGAUGGGGAGCCUCCGUUGCUAGAAGAGUUAGGAGUGAAUUUUGGGCAUAUACAAAUGAAGACACUCACAGUACUGAAUCCCAUGGCGCGAAUCGAUCAACAUAUCAUGGACGAUGCAGAUCUCGCGGGACCAUUUCUCUUCUGCGCACUAUUCGGGACAUUCCUACUAUUGUCCGGCAAACUCUGGUUCGGCUACGUCUGCGGCCUCGCAGCCCUAGGAGCCUUCAGCCUCCACUUCGUCUUCAGCAUGAUGUCCCCACCCCUCAGCUCCGACGAAGUCGCCGCAAUUCAAUCCCACAGCGCCGCGAGCAGUCAAUACCAUGGCUCCUCACACUUCUCCUCCACACUCACGCUCGGACGCUCAAGUUCAGUGCUAGGCUACUGCCUCCUACCUCUGGUCUUCGCAAGUCUACUCGGCGUCGCCCUGCCACUUGACACUUUCCUUGGAUACUGUCUCGUGAGCUUGGCGAUUGCCUGGUGCACAUAUUCCAGCUCAGCCAUGUUUUGUGUUGUGGGGAGGAUGACGAAUAUGCGCGGCUUGGUAGCAUAUCCUCUGGCGUUGUUUUACGUUGGAUUCGGUAUCAUGGCAGUUUUCUCAAGCCGAGGGACAGGAAGGAUGGACCAGAUGACCAAGACCGGAGGAGCUGUGGGCGGAAAGUUGUAGAUUUUCGGGGCACGAUUGUGGACAGGCAAUCAUUUUCAUGACAUUUUAGCGCACUGAUACCACGGCAUGGCGGGACAAGUGGAGAAAAGAAAAAGCGAUAGAGCUGUUUGAAUCUUCGUUCUGAGCCUGUGCAACGUCGCUAGCU